Molecule: messenger RNA, 2340 nt
Organism: Entelurus aequoreus (snake pipefish)
Lineage: Eukaryota; Metazoa; Chordata; Actinopteri; Syngnathiformes; Syngnathidae
Gene: sema3ab
Product: sema domain, immunoglobulin domain (Ig), short basic domain, secreted, (semaphorin) 3Ab
Exons: 16
Coding region: 82-2226 (714 amino acids)
Biological process (GO): neural crest cell migration; motor neuron axon guidance; semaphorin-plexin signaling pathway
Molecular function (GO): neuropilin binding; chemorepellent activity; semaphorin receptor binding
Source: RefSeq, a predicted model, not a curated record
AACAACCUUGAGACAUUUGAAGGUCUGGUGAACAGUUCAUCAUACCACACCUUCUUGCUGGACGAAGAGAAAGGAAGACUGAUGGUGGGCGCCAAGGACCACAUUCUCUCCUUCAACCUCCUCAACAUCAGCAAAGACAUUGUGCAGAUCCCUUGGCUGGCGUCCCCCACCCGCAGAGACGAAUGCAAGUGGGCGGGAAAAGAUCUCUCGAAGGAGUGUGCAAACUUUGUGAAGGUGUUGCAGCCCUUCAACCAGACGCAUAUCUACGUGUGUGGAACAGGCGCUUUCCAUCCUGUGUGUUCCUACCUAGAAGUGGGUAAGAAAUUAGAGGACAACGUUUUUAGACUGCUGCCUCACACGGAAAACGGCAGAGGAAAAAGUCCCUACGAUCCGAAGCUGCUGACUGCAUCCAUGCUGAUUGAUGGUGAAUUGUAUGCUGGGACAUCAGCCGACUUCAUGGGGCGGGACUUUGCCAUCUUCCGCACCCUCGGAAAGCAUCACCCCAUCAGGACGGAGCAGCAUGACUCCCGUUGGCUCAACGAUCCACGAUUCGUGGGCGUUCAUCUGAUUCCAGAGAGCGACAACCCAGAAGAUGACAAAAUCUACCUCUUCUUCAGAGAGAACGCCAUGGAUGGAGAGCAUGCUGGGAAAGCCACACAUGCUCGGAUCGGCCAGCUCUGCAAAAACGACCUCGGGGGUCACAGGAGUCUGGUGAAUAAGUGGACCACCUUCUUAAAGGCACGACUUGUUUGCUCGGUGCCAGGAAGCAAUGGCAUCGACACACAUUUCGAUGAACUCCAGGAUGUUUUUCUCAUCAGCACAAAAGAUCCAAAAAGCCCAAUCAUCUAUGGAGUAUUUAGCACAUCCAGCAACAUCUUCAAAGGAUCGGCUGUGUGUAUGUAUAGCAUGGCAGACAUCCGCAGGGUCUUUCUGGGCCCUUAUGCUCACAGAGAUGGACCCAACUACCAGUGGGUGCCCUACCAGGGGCGCGUUCCUUACCCACGGCCUGGCACAUGUCCGAGCAACACAUUUGGAGGAUUUGACACAACCAAAGACCUCCCUGAUGAAGUUGUAAUCUUUGCCAGAAGCCACCCGGCUAUGUUCAAUUCUGUGUACCCGAUUAACAACAGACCGAGCAUAGUCAAAACUGACGUGGACUAUCAGUUCACACAGAUAGUGGUGGAUAAAGUAGAAGCAGAAGAUGGCCAGUACGACGUCAUGUUCAUAGGAACAGAUUUAGGAACGGUUCUUAAGGUGGUGACAAUCCCAAGAGGCUCCUGGCAUGACCUGGAGGAAGUCCUGCUGGAGGAAAUGACCGUUUUCAGGGAGCCAACGGCUAUUAAAGCAAUGGAGCUUUCAACAAAACAGCAACAACUGUACUUGGGUUCAGACCUUGGCAUCUCCCAGAUGCCUUUGCACCGCUGUGAGGUCUACGGGAAGGCCUGUGCUGAAUGUUGCUUGGCCAGAGACCCUUACUGUGCCUGGGAUGGCAGCGAGUGCUCCAGAUACUUCCCCAUGGCCAAAAGGAGAACCAGGAGACAAGAUAUCCGGAAUGGAGAUCCUCUAACACAAUGCUCAGAUCUGCAGCAACAUGACGAACUAAGCGGGCAGAAAACUCUGGAGGACAAGACAAUCUAUGGAGUGGAGAACAGCAGCACCUUCCUGGAGUGCAGCCCCAAGUCCCAGCGAGCAUCAACUUACUGGCAGUACCAGCGCUCGCCCGACCAGCGCAAACACGAGAUCAAAUCCGAGGAACGUUUUAUCCGCACAGAGCAGGGUUUGUUGAUCCGCACCCUGGACAAGAAGGACUCUGGGAUCUACCUGUGCCAGGCGGUGGAGCACGGCUUCAUGCAGACUCUUCUCAGGGUGACUUUGGAGGUGAUCGACACCGAGCGCCUGGAGGAUCUACUCAACGGAGAGGACAAGACCGCCGCCAACGCUUCCGUCCAGGACUUCCAAGAGCCUCCCAAUCGCAAGCUCUGGUACCGAGACUUCCUGUCAUUGGUGAACCACCCCACUCUGAAUAGCGUGGACGAGUUCUGCGAGCAGGUUUGGAAGAGGGAGAGGAAGCACAAGAAGCAGAAAGCUCACCUGGUGCAGCAGGCGCAAAUGCACCAGCAAUAUCCGCAGAGGGUCGUGGCGGCCAAGUGGAAACACCUGCAGGAGAGGCAAAAGGGGCGCAAUCGUAGGACCCAUGAGCUGGAGCGGGCCCCCCGCAGUGUCUGAGUCAGAAACUUGGACUGCGCUGAUCUGAAAGCGAAACUACAGACUGAGCAACAGACUCAUUCCAAAUGGACUCAACUGUAAACUUAUUUCUUCCCCUUGUUUGGGGUGUGGCAU